Molecule: messenger RNA, 3284 nt
Organism: Anas platyrhynchos (mallard)
Lineage: Eukaryota; Metazoa; Chordata; Aves; Anseriformes; Anatidae
Gene: FN3K
Product: fructosamine 3 kinase
Biological process (GO): fructosamine metabolic process
Source: RefSeq, a predicted model, not a curated record
AAAUCCAAAUUACUUUGCAUUUUCACUAUCUAGUCAUAUGAUCUAACUGCCUCAAACUGCUCAAGAUCAUGACCAUAAUCAAGUUGCUUUGGGUGUCAGUGCACAUGUUUACUGUGAUUUAACUUUGUCUCUACCUCACCCCAACAUCACUUUCUGUAUCUCUUUUGUUGGUAAUCUAUUUGACAGCUAGUAUGUGAGUGAUGUGAAUGGUAUAAAAUAUUACAGCUGGACUUCAUAGAAGGAUUGCUAGAAGAGUCAAUACUUAUUUUAAACAUAUGAUGGAAAGGUACAGCUAAGGUAACCUGGAACGUGGCUUCUCACCACUUUUGAGUACUUUUCUGCAUACUCAAUUGAUGUUUCUGACUCCAGUCAUGAGCUGCAUUUUUCCAGCUUGUGCUCUUAAUCUAUAAACAGCGUUCUGCUCACAUAAAUGUGGAUGGUAGAAAAGUUUCUUUGUAGUCAGUCCGUAACUUUGAGGACCUAAACACCUUCCAGUGCUCAGUACAUGCCUUCCAUGAAUCUCCAGUCUGCUCUAGAGCAUCUGCAUGUCUACCAGGGCUUCCCACUGUUCUUUAGCUCCCCCUGAGAGUCUCACAGUCACCCCUAGUGUCCUCUAGGAUGCUCUAGAGGCCUCUCAGUGCAGCCCUGAGGCCUCCCAUGGCCCUCCAGUGCAAUCUAGUGUCCCCUGGAUGCCUCCCAGUGCACUCUAUGACUUGCACAUGCCUCACAGCACCCCCCAGCCUGAUAGUUUAGGAUACUCGAGGCCUUCCACGGACCCCCAGUGCACUCUAGAGAGCACUAGAGGCCUCCCAGUGUGCCCCAGAGGCUCUCAGGACCUUCCAGUGUAAGCUAGUACCCCUAGGAAAAUUCACAGGGUUUUCCAGUGAGCUCUAGCACUCCCUAGAAACUUCCCGGAGUACUCUAGAGACCUUCAAGGGACCCCAGUACCCUUUAGUAUCCCCUGUAGGCAUCCCAUGGCCUCCUAGCGCGUGCUAGAGUCUUCCAGGGCCUCCCUCUGUGGUCUGGCACACCCUGAAAGCCUCCCAGUUCCCCCAGGUGUGCUCUAACAUCCAUUGGAGACCUUUCAGAGCUGUCCAUUGUACUCCAGGUUUUACUAGGGACCUCCCAGGGCCCCCUGAGAGCUGCUCUGUGUACCACAAUGAGCUAUGCUCUAGUUUUGCUUGAGAAAUAAUUUACUAUACCCAUCUUCUGCUCUAGGUAGGGUUAUAACCAUUUGUGAGUGUAGUGAGAAGCCCACCUAAAUGAAACCAGUGUUUGUCCAGUAAUCAUUCCUUCUUUGUCUGACCCAAGUAGCUUAUACAAACAAAUUCAAACAAGUAGUAGCGGAAAGAGAGAAAUGCAGUAAGUCAGUGGUAACGAUAGAACAAGUCCCUGCAGGGAUGGUAGGCAUACGUGCUUCAAGUAGGAACAAGAACUGCCAGACUGUGACAUGCUAAGAUUCACUCAUAGCUGCGUAGCCAUGGGCAUUAUCUUAUCCAUGAAUUAUUUAAAAAAAUACUGUAGGGUUUGGGUUACGAGAUGUUGUACUGAGGGUGUCUGUGCCCUUUGUCAGUGUUAAAUGAUUAACUCAAGCACAACCAAGGCAUCUUUCUGGGUAUUACAGAAUAUGAAGUGAGACUAAAAGGAGAAAUUACUUCUUAAAAAUGACAUGAAAUCAGAAGAAGCACAUAGGAAAAGUAACUGUCCCAAAUUAAUUUACCAGUUUGAAUUUUACUAUGAAUUUUCACUUGAUAAUGUCCAGAAAUGAUCACCUUAGUAUCUCACUGAUUUGAGGAAACUUUCAGAAAGUAAAAAGCUCUUGUUUCUUGCCAGAGUGCAUUGUGUCCUGAGACAGAAGCGUUCUAAACAUCUUAGUGAUAACAACAGAACUUUUUUCUAUGCCAUGCAACUACAAGCAGAGAAAAAAUAAAAUACUAAAAUACUCUCCCUAUAUUUGUGUUGGCUGCCUUACAGUCAUCAGCAUGUUCUAAUUGCAUCCUGACGGACUGCAACUUUGUUUUUCAUACCUUAAAGAACCGCAAUAGCGCAACAAAUGUGCAGGGUUUGUAUUGUUGCAUUUGGUCUCCCUCUAGUGGAUUGGUUGCAAAAUUACCUCUUUGCCAAAGCAAACGCAGAGCUUAAAAAAGAAAAACGGCUUCAAACUACAAAUACCAGCAGCUCUCAGCACAGUUGAGAAAGGACCCAGGACACGCCUCUCAGUCUUAUUCUCACAAAUAUUUGUUUAUUGUCUAGCUGUAAAAGCCAAUGUGAAACUAAGCAUUUUGAAACAUUAUCUCUGGAUUUACUUGGGAGUGCAGUUAGCAGAAGGCAGCUGCAGCAGCCUGGAAAUUACCAUGGAAGAGAUCCUGAGAAGAGAAUUGAAAACUUCAGUUCUGAAAGCCUUUGGGAGCUCGGGAGGAGGAUACAUUAGCCAAGGCCAAGCUUAUGAAACAGACAGUGGAAGAGUAUUUGUUAAAAUCAACCAUAAGCCUCAGGCUAGAAAAAUGUUUGAAGGGGAAAUGGCAAGUUUGGAAUCAAUUCAGAAAACCAAUAUUGUGAGAGUGCCUCAGCCUAUUAAAGUAAUUGACCUUCCCGGAGGAGGAGCAAUGUUUGUCAUGGAGUACCUAAAGAUGAAGCAUCUCAACAAAUACUCUUCAAAGCUUGGAAAGCAGAUAGCAGAGCUUCAUCUUUAUAACCAGUCACUCAGAGACAAAUUGAGAAAGGAGGGAAACACAGUUGGUAAAGGAGCCAGUCACUCUGAGUUUCAGUAUGUGGAUAAGUUUGGAUUCCAUGUAGCCACUUGCUGUGGUUACAUACCACAGGUGAAUGAAUGGCAGAGUGAUUGGCCUUCUUUCUUUAUUCGUCACAGACUCCAGGCACAAUUGGAUUUGAUUGAAAAAGAUUAUGGAGACAGAGAAGCAAGAGAGCUUUGGUCACAGCUAAAAAUAAAGAUUCCUGAAAUGUUCCAUGAUGUAGAAAUUGUUCCUGCCCUCCUGCAUGGGGACAUGUGGGCAGGAAAUGUGGCUGAGGAUGACUCUGGGCCAAUUAUCUUUGACCCUGCUUCCUUUUAUGGCCAUUCAGAGUUUGAACUGGCCAUUGCUGGAAUGUUUGGUGGCUUUAGCAGCUCAUUUUUCUCUGCCUAUCACAGUGUAAUACCCAAAGCUCCAGGAUUUGAGAAACGAAAUAAAUUGUAUCAGCUCUUUAAUUACAUAAACCACUGGAACCAUUUUGGGACAGGAUACAGGGGGUCUACCCUAAAUCUAAUGAGAAAACUUCUAAAAUAA